Messenger RNA from Cetraspora pellucida, 1002 nucleotides. Lineage: Eukaryota; Fungi; Glomeromycota; Glomeromycetes; Diversisporales; Gigasporaceae. The record is from the annotation of a GenBank genome assembly.
AUGUCUCCUCCGGUACAACCAACGAUGAAAUCUGCAUUGUCAUCAUCACAACAAACUAAAGUUCAUUCUAUGGCUAAUCCAAGAAAACCCGUGCAAUUAUACCGACCUAUUUCUCCGCUACAGCAGACUAAAACUCUAUCUAUAUCUUCACCAACACUUAACUCAUCAAGACCUUUGUCUCCCACACAAAAAUCAACACGACCUAUAUCUCCUUCAAAGCAACAACUUACUCCACAAUUAACGAAAUAUCAAUCUCUUCUUCCUCCGUCGAUAUCUCCACCAGAUACUCCACCACAAUCUCCACGGUUGCAAGUACAUUCAGUGAAUUCUCUGGGUCAUCAACGAUCUCUACCUUUGAUUCGACCGACGCAAUCACAGUCAUUAUCCCUUCAAUCACAAGAAAGAAGGAAUUCACAACCUUCAUCUCCAGUACAUGAAGAUUUCUACAGGUUUCCGUCACCACCAAAAUCUCCAAAAUCUCCAAAAUCUCCAAAACUACAAAUUCAUGCCUCCUCUGUUGCUCCAAGUGUUAAUCCAAAAUCACCUGAAAAUACAUCUCCCGUCUUAGAGCCUUUUAACUUAAAACAAAAACAUUUAUUCACUUUGGUGUCAAGGGCUGACUUAGCGUUAAUAUCCGGUUGGAUCGAUGAUUCCGCGAAUACAAAAGAAAUACAUGAUGAGAUAUUAGAAAAUAGUUUAGCUUGUAAAUAUAAUAUAAGUAAUCGUAAUUUGAUAAUGAAUACUACUCCAAUGAAACAUAAAUCAUCGUUUAGUAGAGUUUCUCAGUCAAAGUAUGCGGUGAGCUUGGGUAAGAAUACAGGACCAGCGUUUGGGACUACGGAUUUAAUAAUGAAAGAUGGUGAAGUUAAAUGUAAACCUGAUUGCUACUCUUUAGAUUUAUUAGAAAAAAUUGAUGGAGUCAUGGAUUUCUUUGAUAAUGAAUAUGUAAAGACUUAUAAGAUAGAGGAAUAUGAGGUAUAUCUUGUGUUGAAGAAGAAAUAA